Messenger RNA from Peronospora matthiolae, 534 nucleotides. The record is from the annotation of a GenBank genome assembly. Lineage: Eukaryota; Oomycota; Peronosporomycetes; Peronosporales; Peronosporaceae.
AUGCCAGCGUCGGGCGGCGAUGGGGUCAUUGCAGAGGUGGUUAUUUCUACGCGUAAAUGUGAACGAGUGACUGCUAGCUGUUGCGAGGCAUCAUUCCGUCUCUCCGCGGUUGCGACGCUACUUUAUACGCAUGGAUAUGCCACAGGACUGGUUCCGGCGUUGGUUGCCAACGUGGCAGCAAUGAAGGUGUUGUUGGAUCGUGUAUUACGAGUAAAGCUGGAAACUCAGGCGAAAGCUGUACUCUGCGAAGCAGCCUUGUGUCCGAGGUCGCCUCCUUGGAUCGUCAAAGCAUGUGCAGUGUGGCGGCCGCGGCGUUUGGCUUGUGCGUCGCUGCUCAAGCUGCAGAAACAACAACAUAAUGCGUCGAGCAACUGCAAGAAAGUGACGGCACUUGGAAGGUGGUCGCGAAGGUUACACGGAAGUCUUAUGAGUAACGGCAAGUGCCAGCGCAGGUUCUUGACGACACCCGUCCUCGUUGCUUUAACAGAUUCAAGUGUAGGAGAUACUCAGCGCAAUAGACGAUGUGGCGUGUAG